Molecule: messenger RNA, 427 nt
Organism: Bactrocera latifrons
Lineage: Eukaryota; Metazoa; Arthropoda; Insecta; Diptera; Tephritidae
Exons: 2
Source: RefSeq, a predicted model, not a curated record
CUAUUUGUCACAAGGCGUGUCGGUGCAGAGCAUUGCAUGGAGCUAUAAGUUAGGAAAGUCAACAGUACGCGAAAUCAUAUUAGAGACGUGUGAAUUACCCCCACCUGUGCCACUGUUUGACGUGUCACCGGAACCUUUUCCUUACAUUUUCGUUGGAGAUUCUGCAUUCCCAUUACGAAAUAAUUUAAUGCGCCCAUUUCCCGGAGCUAAUCUAACACACACGAAACGUAUUUUCAAUUACCAAUUGUCACGCCCUCGUAGAGUCAUAGAAAAUUCCUUUGGUAUAUUGACUGCUCGGUGGAGAAUUUUGAAAACAACAAUUGAAUGUAAUCCAGAAAAUUGUCUGCACUUUAAACGCAGCUUGCAGCAUUUCCUCUAUUGUUUUUCGUCGUUCAUUUUAUUCAAAAGUAAUAAAAGUGCUGAAUGA